AUGGCUCCUUCACCCGCUGCUGUGACUGACGGCUCCAAAACAUGGUCGCCGUCACAUCUAUGCUCCGCUGAGGGUCAUAAUGCGGACCUCUGGAGCAAGAUACACUCCCACUUGAAUUCAAACGAAUUCAAAUCUGCCAUUGUGACUGCUUUCGAGCUUCCACCAGGUGAUAACUUCACAUACCAUGCUUCAGCAAGCGUCAAUUUGAGUCAAGCAGAGGCGGCAAUCCAUGCAGGUAGGGCUAAUGGCCUACAUGCUUGGUAUAUGGAACACAAGUCCAACGAUAUCGAAGCCGCUCCCUUCGAAGAUGCUUCAGAUCAGCACGGACUAGAGCAUCGGGCAGAUCAGGCAUCCUUGAAAUUGUCUGGCUACCCUCCAGCGAGCGACAUCCAAGCCUACCUCUCAUUAUUUGAUCCCACCAAGUCUGCUGCGAAUAGCUUGAAAUCCCUUCUGGCCAAUGCAAAGAAAGGGUCUAUCAGGCAAAGCAUCGCCGAGUAUCUACUCAGCAAGCGAUAUCUCGAUCCACUCAUCGCUGUUCCCAAAUUCAAGAUACAAUCCCUGAAGAACGACGAAUCCCAGGCACCGAUAUUAGGGCAUGAGAACCCAGCACUUGACUUCUGGGCGUACGCUUGUCUGGCUCUUGAGUAUGCAGGCCCAAAUGAGAACACUUCUCUGGUGAAGUCUUCCCACCAUGUGCUCCCGAUUUUCAUGCAUCAUUUUGGGUGCGUGGUUCCUUCAUACGAAGCCUUGCAUAUCAUCAGUAAGGUCGCAAAUGGCAAGUCUGUUAUCGACAUGGGCAGCGGAAAUGGAUACUGGACUCUGAUGCUUCGACAAAUUGGACUCACUGUCGCUGCUGUUGAUAGUGUUCAGAGCAAGUGGCGCACAGUCUGGAUUCCUGAUACGACCGUCACAGAUGGGAUACAGUACCUCAGGAAGCGCGGUGGGUGUCCUGACAUGGUCCUACUUCUAGUCUACCCGAUCGUCGGUGGUGACUUUACUCGCAAAGCCAUCGAAAGCUACACUGGCCAUGUGAUCUGUGUUGCUGGUACACAGAAUGGGAACGGGUACACAGGUUUUAAGGAUAUGAUGAUCGACGAGUUCAUGAGAAAGGAAAAGGCAUCUUGGAAGAAAUGUGCUCAGGUCCCGUUACCGAGUUUCGCUGGUAAAGACGACGCACUGUUCGUGUUCAGACGCAAGAAGGAUGCAGAUCUAGGAAGCCCAUGA
This is a messenger RNA of Exophiala aquamarina CBS 119918, 1224 nucleotides long. RefSeq lists its product as uncharacterized. Lineage: Eukaryota; Fungi; Ascomycota; Eurotiomycetes; Chaetothyriales; Herpotrichiellaceae. The transcript has a single exon. The record is from RefSeq and is a predicted model, not a curated record. Bases 1 to 1224 code for a protein of 407 amino acids.